Ogataea angusta is the source of this 1227-nucleotide messenger RNA. RefSeq lists its product as uncharacterized. Gene Ontology annotation, cellular component: membrane; Golgi apparatus; early endosome. The transcript has a single exon. Lineage: Eukaryota; Fungi; Ascomycota; Pichiomycetes; Pichiales; Pichiaceae. Gene Ontology annotation, biological process: transmembrane transport; chloride transport. The coding region runs from base 1 to 1227 and encodes 408 amino acids. The record is from RefSeq and is a predicted model, not a curated record. Gene Ontology annotation, molecular function: voltage-gated chloride channel activity.
AUGGAGAUGGACAUCGACGACAUGUUCACGGUGUCGCUCAAAAACAACUGGCUCAGCUACGAAACGGUCCCGUACAUGUUUCUGGGACUUCUUUGCGGCGUGCUCGGCAUUUUCUUUUGCAAGCUCAAUAUUUAUUUUGCAACCUUUCGACAGCAGAGACUCGACAACGAUAAAUUAAAAAUCGUUGAGGUCGUUUCGAUCGCGCUGGCAGGUGCCGUAGUGGGCCACCUGUCCAGCUACUCGAUGUUCUCGCUCCCAAAAAUGCUCCAGCAGCUGUUCAACAGCUGCACGCAAGAAUCGGACGGCCUGCUAUGCUCCCAAGACUCUGGCUUCCCUUGGAAGCUUGUGUGGACUCUCGUUGCCGGAAUUCUGCAAAGCUUCUUCUUCAGCGCAUACAGCUACGGCUGCAACGUCCCGGGUGGACUGCUGCUGCCGUCUUUAGUGAUCGGCGGCUCCGUGGGGCGGCUCGUUGGCGUCUUGCUCGAAGCCGUCCAGAACCAGCUGAUUACGUCAGCGCUCCAUCUCCAGUGUCUCAACGAAAAGAAGUGCAUCUCUGUGGCCUCGUAUGCUGUUGUCGGCGCCGGCUCGUUUGCGGCAGCCGUCUUCAAAAUGAACAUCACCAUGGUGGUCAUUUUGUUUGAGCUCACUGGGGCUGUCACGUAUAUGAUUCCGAUCAUGCUCGGUGUUUUCUGUGCGCGCUUUCUGAACGACAUGAUUGUGGACCAGAGCAUCUACGAGAUGUGGCUGCAAAUCUCCAGCCUGCCGUACGUGGCACCCAACAUUGAGGACCGCCUUUCGAACCCUGACUAUGCGGUGAAAACCUGUGCGUCGGUGAUGAUGCCGGCUGAGGAGAUACAUGUAUUUGAGGACGGCACUCUGACUCUCGCGGAUAUCGAAAGAGCCCAGGAGGUGAAGGGCUAUCCGGUGUUGCGCGACGGCGAGCUCUAUGGCUAUGUCACGAACUACAGUCUGCGAAAGGAGCUAGCCGUUUUGAAAGAACAGGGAGUGGUCUCUCUCGACACCGUGGUUACGUUUGGACAGACGCAGUCCGGAUACCACAGUUUAGAGCACUUGGUGACAAAACUAAACUUGCUACAGGUGGUAAACGGCGACACGAAGCUGCUGACGGCGUGCCAAAUUAUGGACCAGCUCAUUUUGGACUGUAUUUUUGUGUGCUACCCCGGAAGCUAUAAAUUGCAGGGAAUAAUAUAUAGAGAGAUGGUGUAA